UGCUCAAAAACAGUCUCUUGUAUAAUAAAUUUAAAAAUAAAAGGAAAUCAGAACGUUGCAAACCGAGUAGACUUUCAAUCCGAUCGACGGUUCCAAGGGGAGAGCCCCGCAAAAAGGAGAAACUGCUGGACUGUGUUGUUUUUUGUUUUUACGUUGAUUGCCGAAGGAAGCAAAAGUUCCAAGGUAGUCCAGACAACCGUCGGAUUUGUGCUGUGCCUGCGCCUGCCUGUCCCUCUGUCCCCCACGUUCGCCCGGAUCGGAACCUCAACAACGAAGACGACGACGGGCAAAGGUUGGAGAGUUCGUGUGUACUAAAAACAAAAAAUAAAACAAGUCAGUGUCCUUUGAGCGUCGGUGAUUACCGUAGGAAGAAGGAAAGCUAGUAGAAGGGUGAACGAAAGUACUGCAAUUUGGAUCGUACUUGAGUCAAGCAAAAAAAUAAUAAUAAAGAAACAACGGCUUGUUUCGUAGGAUUCCUGAUUGCUUUUUUUUUGACGAUAAAAAUCAAACAAAGGAUUUAUUGUGUCUGCGAUCCAGAGUUGAGAAACUUUUAUCGCUCCACAAACUCGAACGCCUCCGGGAAGUGAUUGUAGUUUUAUCAGUACCGAGACUGUGAUCAAAUUGUGUUUUGUUUCUAAAUAUAAACCAGCAGUAGCGAUACGACGAAGGACAGCAAAGCGAUCGCCAGAAAAUUCCAAUCACCGCUUUAGCGUAGUUCUUGUGCUUUUCGUCUCCUAGCAUAAUCAAGCUUUCGGACAGCAAGGCUCAAACGGGUGACACACACACACACAGCCUUUAGUUUUGCUUGCCACUCUUCCGGUACGAUCGUUUGUGCGAUUAGUUUUCGAUUAGCUUCACGUGCGGGUUGAAUGUGUACCACGGAAAUCCACACCAUCGAUUUCAUAUUUAUCUUCAACAAGAACUGUUCCAAGUUAGCCGAUCCGGUUUACUACAGCCACUUUGCGGAUUGAUCAACAACCGUCUUCAAGAUGCGAUCAGAAGCAUAUAUUCGAAUUGGGGGGUUGGUGAUGAUCCCCCUGCUGAUUACACUGCUGUCGUCAUUCAUGCCCCAUGUGGAUGCAUCACCGGUUCCCGCUCCGGCGAAUGGGAAUGACAGCGAGCUUCUACACCAGAUGACUCGGUCUCGGUAUUGCGGUCGCAAGUUAACAGAAACCCUGGCCAUGCUGUGCCAAGGCCGCUAUCCAAUGAUGGGCCACCACCGAUCCGAAUAUCUCUCCGACCAACCGCAGGUCCCGGUGGAGGUUGAAGUGGCCACGCUUCCGGAAAACGCUCCAUACGGAUUUCCCUAUUCGCGAGCCAAGGGCCACCGAAGGGUCCGCCGGGCGGGUAUAUACGACGAGUGCUGCAAGAAAAGUUGUUCGUACAACGAGCUAAGAAGUUAUUGCGAAUGAUCUGCUUCCGCGGCAGUGUCGUCUCCUAAGCAACGGACCAACGGACAACCAUUAUUGUCCGACCUUUUAUUCCCCUUCGACAUCCGGCUUCAUGGGUGCGUCAACGGAGGGGGUUUCUGCGGCAACGUUAUAGGACCGCCCUGGUGGCAGGCUGUUUGGGUAUCUCAGGCGCAACGAUCACCACAAAAAGGGGCAACUAAAAUGAGCGUAUGUUUGAUGUGGAAGAAAGAUUUUUUUUUCUCAACGAAAGCUUGUUAGUUAGAUAGUUAGUUUUUCAACUGCAUUGACAUUCUCUUUGCAAAGCCGUAUAGUGUUUUGAGGGUAAACAAAAUUUACGAAUGAAGAAGAAGAAAAAAAAACAAAGAAAACAAUAUGGGACUGAAGUAUUUUAAAAGCAACACUAGUGCAGUGGAAAACGAAAUAUUUUUAAGUCAAAAGCAUGCAUUUCUGUGUUUAGGAACAAGGAACGGACGUCCCUUAAUUCGUUUGUAAACAACCGAAAAAUCACUACUUUUUAAGAGUUCUUUCCUUGUUCCGUACAAGUUACUCCUUUGUAUUUAUUAGAUCCCCUGUCCUGAUUAGUUAGAGCAAACUACAAAUUAGUCUAUUAUAAGCAAACUAUUACGGACGAUUCAAAUGCAAAUGUAUGCAACUUUGUCGAUUUAUUUAUUAUCGCUCAACAUAAUAUCCAUUUCUAGUUUGUCUCGAACAACAAAUUAGGGAUUCUAGAGAUUUUAAUUACCACAAAAAAUUUGAGGGAAAAGGAAACGAAAGGAAUUAGUCGCUUUCGCUGGUUGCGUUUAGUGUAUCAAUUUGUUAUAUCAGAAAUGGAUCACAUGAUAAAACUAAAUUCUCCUAUCGUUUCCCGAGAAAAGCACACAAGUAGGUACUACUCACUGACGAAUAGUUUUGCUUGCGUCUUUUCCAAUUGUGACCCUCAACAUUCUAUUAACUCUAGCUCGUAAGCCAUCAUUUACUGAAUCGAUUGUGAUCAUCUCACUUCUAGACACACACAUGUAUGAAAGAAGUAAAAUAAAAC
Sabethes cyaneus is the source of this 2451-nucleotide messenger RNA. Its product is annotated as bombyxin A-3 homolog. The record is from RefSeq and is a predicted model, not a curated record. Gene Ontology annotation, cellular component: extracellular region. NCBI's taxonomy places the organism in Eukaryota, Metazoa, Arthropoda, Insecta, Diptera, Culicidae. Gene Ontology annotation, molecular function: hormone activity. The transcript is spliced from 3 exons. The coding region runs from base 990 to 1412 and encodes 140 amino acids.